AUGCAAACACAACUAUCAUCAUCCGAUUCGGCACUUGCCAUCUGUUCAACAUCUUCAGAUGAAGGAAAUAAAUCAUUAUAUCCAAAUGAAAAUGAUAAUAAUGGACUUUUGAAUUCUUCACGUAUUUCAUAUACACAUCCACAUCCUCACCAAUCACCAGUACCAUUUGUUUAUGGUCAUCCAUCAACAUCAGCAUAUGGUUUUGGUUUUAGUUUUUAUGAUGAAAUAUCUCCAUUUACUGAUACAUCUCGAACAUCUUAUACAUUUGUUCAUACAACAAAACGUACUGAUCCAAAUAUUGAUGUUAAACUUGAAAAUAUUGAUUUAUGGAAACGUUUUGCUGAACUUGAUUUAGAAAUGAUUAUAACAAAAAGUGGAAGACGUAUGUUUCCAACAUUUAAAAUAUCAUUGACUGGACUUGAUCCAACAAGUAAAUAUAUUGUUUAUAUGGAUGUUAUACCUGUUGAUAAUCAUCGAUAUAAAUAUCAUAAUUCUCAAUGGAUAAUUACGGGUGCAGCUGAACCACAUAUGCCAGGUCGAUUUUAUCCUCAUCCGGAUAGUAAUUCAACUGGUGCACAAUUAAUGAAACAACCAUUAUCAUUUGGUAAACUUAAAUUAACUAAUAAUACUGCUGAUCAAAAUGGACAUAUUGUACUUAAUUCAAUGCAUAAAUAUAUUCCUCGUCUUCAUAUUGUACAAGCUUUUAAUUCAUCUAAUACUGAUAUGAAAGUAUCAAUGGCACCAUUUGAUAAUAUUAAUAUAUUUGUAUUUCCAGAAACUCAAUUUAUUGCUGUAACUGCUUAUCAAAAUGAGGAUGUUACUCGAUUAAAAAUUGAUCAUAAUCCUUUUGCUAAAGGUUUUCGUGAAAAUAAUGGACAUUCUAAUCGAAAAGAUAUAAAAUCAGCAAAACGAUGUCUUGAUGAUGAUUAUGAUCGAAAUAUAUAUCCAACACCAGAAUCAUCAAAACGACGUAAAUCAAGUUCAGGUGAAGAUGAUCAAAUACCUCCAUCACAUAUUGCAUCUGUAAAUAGUACAGCUAAUAUACCGGAUUCAACAACUUCAUUUACAGAUUUUUAUGAAAAUCAAUUUCAAUCACAUUUUUAUGAUCCUAGUUUGUAUACAUCACCUUAUUCUCGAUUAACUCCAACUUAUCCAUUUUCUUAUACACCGAUGGCAUCAACUCCUAAUACAAAUCCAUUUUCAUUAGCAGCAGCUGCCGCUGCAAGUCGAUACUCAUCACCAUAUUCAUUUUCUUCACCUUAUUAUCAAUAUCCUACUUCAUCGUAA
Rotaria sordida is the source of this 1287-nucleotide messenger RNA. The record is from the annotation of a GenBank genome assembly. NCBI's taxonomy places the organism in Eukaryota, Metazoa, Rotifera, Eurotatoria, Philodinida, Philodinidae.